CCGUCACAGCCUCCGUCUCUCAGCCCACUUGCCAACAUGGCAGAUGAGGUGGAAAAAUCUUUUGACGAGGUUAGCGAAGAAAUUCGUGCAUCUACACUUCGAAAACUAAAACUGUUUGACUCAAUACGUGGAAAAGAUGUUAAAGAAUCGGGUAUUCCUUUCUGGGAUAUAAUCGUUGUCACUGCGGUUGAUGAUAAACAACUCGAGGCAUAUGAAAUUCAAAUUGAGGCUAAACUUUCUCGAGGGGAGCUGCCAAAAGGUGUCAUUUAUAAAGUUGUGAGUGACCCUGCAGGACCAAAGAUUGGAAAUGGAGGUGCAACAUUGCAUGCUGUGGAGAAAUUGAGAUGUGAUUUGGGUACAAAUCUUUUGAGUCAGUAUAAAAUAUUAAUGCUGCAUGCUGGUGGUUUCAGCCAGCGUUUACCAAGUGCUAGUGUUCUUGGUAAGAUCUUCACAGCCGUUCCUUAUGGUGAUCCAGUGUAUCAAAUGUUUGAAAUCAAGCUAGCACUAUGUAUUGAUUUACCAGAACGAAUGGUGCCAGGCAUCUUCAUAACAUGUCCUGAUAUUAUGGAACCAUUCUCAUUGAAAGAUGGCAACUGGGAUUUCAAAAAACCUGGAAUAACUGCAAUAGCUCAUCCAUCACCUAUCAAAGUUGGAACCACCCAUGGUGUGUUUAUUUUGGUUGAAAAACCACACCUCAACUGCUCUAACCACUCUGACCUUCCCUCUGUCACCCAAUCAACUUGUAGUCAUUUUUUACAUAAGCCAUCCAAGGAACAAAUGCACAAAGCAAAUGCUGUUUUCUUCAUUGAUAACAAAGAAUAUGUGUACACAGAUGGUGAAUUCUUCAUGGAUUGGACAACCACUGCCAAGUUACUAAAGUUAUACCAGAAACUUUCACCAUUAGCCUGUGAGAUUGAUGCUUUUGGAGAUUUCCUUCAAGCUCUUGGUGAAAAAAGCAACAAAGAAUAUUGUAAAAAUGUUGCAAAUGUUGUGCAAGUUGUUCCAAAGCUGGUUGAAACUCGGGAACAAUUUUAUGAUGAGUUGCAGGGAACUCAAUUUAAUGUUUUGUUGUUAAACAAAUCUAAGUUUUAUCACAUUGGAACUAUGCCAGAGUACAUUGAGGCCUUCUGUGAUAAUUUGAUAAUGAGGUAUGAAAUGUGUCUGACCAACCAAGCAGUUGUAAGGUUUUCUGAUGGAAAAUCUUUGUUAAAAACUCAGCCUGAAUCAACAUGCACCUUUAGCACCAUCUUGAGUAGUGAUGUUACUUUAGGCGAAAGAUGUGUGGUGGAAUACAGUUUGAUAGAGACUGGUGUUACUAUUGGUGAUGGUACUAUUGUCAGCAACAUGUUAGUACCAGCAGAGACCACUAUCCCAUCUAACUGUUUCUAUCAUACACUAUGUGUAAUGAUUGGUGAAAAUCAUGGUUUGUUUGUUACUGUUGUGUUUGGCGUUACAGAUAAUAUAAAGAAAGUCAUGUCUUUGGAUAAGAUAAGUUUGUUGAAAUAUCUUGGGCAGCCAAUGGAUAUUGCAUUGAAGUCUUUAUCAAUUAAACAAGAGGAUUUGUGGCCAAAUGAUUGCACAAUGACCAAUCUCUGGCAUGCCAAGUUGUUCCCAGCAUUUAAAUCAAAGAAGAUGUCAUCAUUAUAUGCCAUAAAAAUGGGGCAUUCUGUGAUUAAUGGUUGCAUGAUAGAUAAUGAACUUGACACACAGUUCUUCUCCGCAAAUAGAUUGUCUAUGGCUGAUAUUGUUAAAGUCAAAGAUGUUAAAGAAAUGUUGAAUGUUCGGGAUACGUUGAGAAAUAAAUUUACACUAUGAAUUACUACUUUUUAGGGUAGAUUUCCACUUGUGAAGUAUGUAUAUCAUUUCACACUAAAAUAUUUGCAUUUUUUUAAUUUUUGACCAAAC
Dendronephthya gigantea is the source of this 1905-nucleotide messenger RNA. Its product is annotated as fucose-1-phosphate guanylyltransferase-like. Lineage: Eukaryota; Metazoa; Cnidaria; Anthozoa; Malacalcyonacea; Nephtheidae. Gene Ontology annotation, molecular function: transferase activity, transferring phosphorus-containing groups. Bases 37 to 1815 code for a protein of 592 amino acids. The transcript has 4 exons. The record is from RefSeq and is a predicted model, not a curated record.